AUGUAUGCGGACCGAAUCCAAGUGGCCUGCUACGGGGACAAGAAGAUCCCCAGCAAGCUCAAGUAUUUUUUCAAAGAAGACCUGUAUGAAUUAUCCGACGUGAAGCUGGACGAGCGAAUCAACCUGCUUCGAAUCCAUCUGAAGUACGUGUUCUAUGACAACCCCUUAUCUGAGUACUUCAAAAAUGAAGGCAACCUGCUGUCGGAAAAGUCCCUAAUUUAUAUUUAUUUCCUAUGCCUUAACAAUUUGGAGGAGUAUAGAAAUGAAAAGGAGUACAUUUUAAACCGGUACAAAGAUGCAGCAAAUGACGAAAACGAUGAAUGCAUAAUUAUUUAUGCGUACAACUUGGAGGACAACUUGAACGAAAUUAAGAAUAUUAAAAAAAUAAAGUCAGACUUCAGUCACAACAAUUAUAAAAGCAUCAAAAUAUUGUCCCUGCCAAUCCUCACAAAUGAAGAUUACGAUGACUCGAACAACAAAAUGAAAGAAUUGUAUGAACACUUUAAAAUACGAUACAUGGAUCAUUUAAAAAUUUGUAUAGAAAAAAAAUACCACAUGAUAAGAAGUGGGUACACAAAAAGCAUGACAAACUUUUUAAAUUUCGUGGAUCAUAGUAAAAAUAAAUUUCAUUUGACUGACUUUACAUACCAAGUAGACAGCGGACAGGAAGAAAAUCAAAUUCUUCAGUUUGUAAAUUUUUAUAAAAAACAUAACGUCUUCUUAUUCUGCAACGAAUUUGUAGAUAUGAAAUUCUUUUUAAAAAAAAACGACCUGUUCUCCUAUAUGAAUGAAAUAGAAUUUGUAACAGAUUAUGAUGAAGAGCUGUAUAUAGAACUGUAUGACCAUUUUUUACUCCUCUUCAUAUGGUGUGAAAAUCUGUGUCUACUUUUCUGCAAGUUAAACCUUUUUAAAAAAAGUUACGUCCUCUACAGCACCAUGGCAAAAUUGUUCAUGAAACAUUUAAACGUGUUUGUAAAAAAAAAGAAAUGCUUCAUCCAUUCGUCUAUCCUGUUUGAGAAAAAUUAUCUUACCUUAGCUAGAUACAUAAGGGAAAGGAACAUCUGCUCCAUUCACUUAUUGGAGUACAUUUUUUUUAAAAAAUUUUCCCUUCUUCUUUUUUUAAAUAAAUUUUCCUACCUUUCCAGUAAGGCUUUAAGGUUUGCCCAGUUUUUUUACACCAAUAAAAUUUUUAUCUUCAUGCAUAAUUUCAGCCGAUUUAAAAAUAGCGUCAUCAGGAAUUCCACUCAGAUUAACUACUUGAAGAAUAUCCAGAGGAAGGUGACAAAAUAUCGCCGCCGGGAUCUCCUAGGACGUUCAUCGGCCAGGGUCCCUCCCCCCGGGGGAGCGCAGCGGGGGAAGAAACAAAGGGGUACACAACUUGAUUUAGUGGAGGAAGAAAAUCCCAAGAGUGACCAAAACAGUUCGCUGGAGCAUGCACCAAGGGAUGCUACUCCAAGGGGACAUUCCCCCAUCCGUGAUAAAAACCUGGGCAAGCACAGAAAGAGCCUCAUAAGCGAGUUCAAGGAGGUUUUCAGAAAGGGCGUAGGCAACGUGGACACCGUGGGUGAGCACGUUGGCCAAGGCGUGAUCGGGCCGGACGAAGAUCACCUACAAGACAACUGUCUAAAAGAGGACAGCCUAAAGGAGGACAACCUACAGGAUGACGGCCUGUUGGACGACGAUAAGCUCGUGAGCGAAAGCCCUGAAAAGAUGACCUCCAACGAGUUGUCCACGCGCCCUGAUCAGAACAACCAGGGAGACCACCUGGGGGAGUUCCCAGACGAGCGAGACAAAAUUACGUUCCUUCUAAAGUGCUGCUUCAUAAAUAAGGAAAGUUACUUCGCCGUUUAUUUUUACAACUUGGCUAACCUGAUUAAGUUCCUCUUCGAGCGAAGGAGCUCCUUUUACCAGGAGGAGCAAAAAAAAAACAAAAGUGAUAAAAGUGUGAAGAAAAACAACACCAAUAUUAGCAAGUACCUAUCGCUGCAGAAGAAUAUUAUGAAAUUGGGAUAUAAGAAGAAUUUUUCCAAAAAAAAAAAAUCGAAAAAAAGUUUGAAAAUUAAAACGAAAAGGAGCAAUUCGCUAAAUGAAUCAUCCACGUCGCAGUUAUCCUCCACAUUAUCAGACCCCUCGGAUGGAAGAAACAACAACUACAAUUUUUAUCAGAAUAACGAUUUCUGCAUAAACGUUUCAAACAUUUUUAAACUCUCCUUUGUCAUUUUAAAAAUUAUAAUAAAUAGCUACAAAACAGACAAAUUAUUCGACCAGAGAAAUGCAAAAAAGGUGUACUUGCUUAACUUCUUUCUCCAUUACUUGGAAGAAAAACAGUUUGAAAAAAAUAUACAAAAGGAAGACAUGCAGCAAGUGAAAAAUGGAAAAAAAAAUGUCUACCACACUUUCCCCCUAUAUCAUAUAAAAUAUUUUUCAAAAAAUAACGAAAAAGAAAAAAAUAACCUACUUAUAAGUAUUAUGAAUAAAGUCACCAAUUUGUGUUAUCGAAAAUACGGCAACAUUGCCAUGAUUAAUAAAUUCUUUUUGGCAAUUAUUUUAUUUGAAAAUUCGAAAUGCAACAAAUCCUUGAAGAUUUUAAAAAAAAUCAUCCAAAAAUGUAACCACGAUUUUGUUAUCUUUUUCUGUAUGCAACUUAUUUCUUUACACAAGGUGAACAACCAAUUUUAUCAUUUCUGCUCUUCCUUCUUUUUAUCCAACAAGUACACCCCUAUUUGUUCCUUCAAGGAUGUUAAUAUAAAUUUUUCCAAGAUUGGCCAUUAUCAGGAUUACCUCUUUUUUCUCCACGCGAAAAAUUCCCUUCUACAAAUUGAGCAGAACAAAUGUUAUGGCAACGAUUUUUUCUCUUCCCUCGGGAAGGACAUCGUUGUGUCUUAUCGUAACGUAAUGGAGCAUGUCUUGAGAUCCGUUACUGGAAAGGGGGAAAUGGACCCGUCAACCGAGCACACACAACAGUUGCCCGAAGGAAGGGGUAUGAUCCAGGGGGGACUACCCAAGGAGGGAGAACAAAUUGGUGCCCACUCCCAAAAAGACGCCUGCAAGGGAACUACUACCCCCACGGAUGUAAACAAAAACAAAGUAAUCAAUUUUGAAAGGAAGGUGUUUUACCAGAACAAUUACUACUUCAAGCCGAAUGAGCGAUUUCUGAAAAGCCUACGCAGGUUUAACUUCUCCGUUUCGAAAAAUGAUGAACAGGAGGAGAUGCACAUCCCCCACUCGGACGUGAAGAUCUUCGUGCAGUCGAACUAUAACCUCUACCUCUUCGCGUCGAAUAUGCUCUUUGGGAAUAUCGGUGAAGCGGGCAACGCGAACGAACCGGGGGAUUCCACCAGACUACCCCACAUCGGAACCCUGCUACGCCUAAAAAUAGAAAAAUACGCCCAGAAGCAGGGGAAAGACACAAGGAAGGCCCACCCACCCAGAGUAAAACAGCUAUGCAUGCAGUACGAUGAAAACAUCGACUUUUUUGUCUUCUCCGCCUUAUCGCAAAACCUUCUCAUCGAUAAAGUAAUGAUUGAGUUAUACGACGAAAGGGCAAAUAAAAAGUUGCACUUAAAUUUUUCCAAAAACAAAUAUGUUAUCAAAACGGGGUUAAAUCUAAUUAAGUUAAAUAUAUCAAGCAUUCUUGAAAACAGCCAAAUAGAAUGGAAGAAUUUUUUCUACAAAAUGAAUUAUGUCUUCCUCCAGGUGAAUCACUUUUGCUUGUAUCAACAGCUGGGGAUACUUCCCAAUGGGAAUAUUUUGACUCCCUUUUUAAAUGCCUACACGGAAUUUGUAAAGUCCAAUUAUAUAUUAUGUGAGGUAAACAAGUAUGCUAGCUUCUUCCUAGAUCAGCUAGUUUCUCCUCUUUACAUAAAAAUAAAAACGUUACAAUCCGUUUUAAAUUGCCAAUUGGUUGCAUCAUAUUUGAACAACACGUCUUUAGUUUACAAUAGUACGAAUUAUGUCAAGCUGAUCGUGUCCAAUUGUCAUAGACAUGUCGACUCGAGGGAGGAGAACGAGUUUAUUUCCACGCAGAGGGACGCAACCGAGCAGGUUCCUCAUGUGGACAUUCCCACAAAAAGCUACUCCAACCAAAUUAAAAACGUCCACCUGUUUGUUAAUAAAAGGAACGAAAGCUCCGAUAUCCAACAAAUGAGCGAAAAGUACACCCUCCCCGAUUCGGUGUUUUUCGUCAUCGAAGCAAACGACCAGGUACAAAUUUGCGAGCCGAAGGUUUUAAAAGGAGGGGACGCAAGUGAAUGCCCCGUUGAAAAAGAAAGUAAUUAUCACGACGGGGGUUAUUACAACCAAACAGCAGAAUGGAAGGACUCCUACGCAGUUAUAUCCUUUGUCCCAGUAAAGACAAACAACCCUAACGUUGUCAACAGUGAACAAUCCCAACUGAAUUUGAAUAGUGAGAAGAACCUACACGGGUUUGAUUCAUCGGAUAGACCUUCUUCCAACCCAAACGAGGUAAAAAUCAAAUGCGUCAUAAACAUAGAUUUGGGGAAGAAAAAAAGGAGACAAAGGAAAACAGACCUCUAUGAAUUAUCAAAUGUGAAUUACGUUGGACAAACCCAAUUCGAUCAUUUUAUUAAUUUAGAAAAAGACUCGUCAUGUCAUCCACCAUUUAAUAACCAAAUAGUGAUUGACAAAACGUUCCAGCUUGCCAGCAUUUUUAAUGAAAAAAUUAAAACGUAUAGAUCGAAGAACACCAUGUUAUAUGAAUUAAUCUUACAGUUACAUAAAGAUAGUUAUUCUGUUUUUUUAAAAAGUUUCCACGUUUCUAUUAGGAAGAAGUGUGAUACAGAUAUAACGGGUGCAAAGAUAUUUCUUCUGAAUGGCAACAAUGGGGGAUUUGUCCAGGGUCACUCCCUGGCCACGGGGGAUAACAGCUCCAAUGAUAUGGCUCAGCUGCAGGCCUACACCUUGGGGGCGCGCAAAGGGGAUGCAAAGGGGACACAGCAGGAGGUGGAGGAUUCAAUGGAGGGUGACAUGAUGGAAGUAAAAGAGUCAAUGAAUGUGUCAGUGAAAGAUGAUAUGAAGGAGGAGAAUAACGCAGGGACGAAGGAGGCCCCUCCCCCGGGCACGGACACCCCGAACGAGUCUGACGCUAGCAAUGUCAACCUGUGGAGCGCAAACCACAUGCAGGAAUCUGGCACGAGCAGCUUGAGUCUACUGAGUGCAAACGAUCUGAACGAGGAGGGGGGAGGGAAGAGAAACCCAAGCAACGAGGUCAGUUACUUUUGUGACGAAAUUGAUGUCAACAGGUACAUCCACGGGGGUAUGAGUGUGUUUUUCCUGUUUGAGGUGACCUACGGGGGAGCUCAGGAAAGUGCCAUUCAUGGUGGUGGCCAUAAUGACCAUAAUGACAGUGAUGCUGGUACUAAUGGGACAAAUAUGUUAAUCCAUGAAAGCAUGACGAUGGGCACCCUGUGUGUCACAUACGAAUAUCGUAACAUCCUGCUCUUAAAGGCAUUCGAAAGCAGCCCAAAGGAAUACAUUUACACCCUGGAUGUGCCGAUCCCCUCAUUCCUGCUGCCAAUUAAUGUCCACUAUGAGAUUCCAAAAUGUGGGACGCUACACACAUUGCUCAAUGUAAAAAUUGUCUUGUCCAACAAUAUGCGGGAGGAUAUUUAUAUGAAAUAUUUUGUAUACCUGGAGGAGAGAAAAAAAAAUGAUCAGUCCGAAAGUGAAGAUGAAUACAAUUGGCUAAUAAAUGGUUUUAAAAAGAAGGUCGUUUUUUUGCCAAAAAAUUCUUCACAUAUCAUUAAUUUGAUUAUCCUUCCUUUAAAAAUCGGCUUAGUUAAUUUCCCCCCAAUUUUAUAUUUCGUAAAAUUAAAUGACAGGUGGGUUGAAGUAACUGAAGUUUUGAAAAAGAGCGAGAAUUUUCAGCUUAUCAUUUCGCCCUCCCUGCAGUUUAGCCCAAAAGUGUGGCAGUUGGCAUAG
Messenger RNA from Plasmodium coatneyi, 5940 nucleotides. RefSeq lists its product as uncharacterized. Bases 1 to 5940 code for a protein of 1979 amino acids. The record is from RefSeq and is a predicted model, not a curated record. NCBI's taxonomy places the organism in Eukaryota, Apicomplexa, Aconoidasida, Haemosporida, Plasmodiidae. The transcript is spliced from 2 exons.